Molecule: messenger RNA, 1647 nt
Organism: Penicillium chermesinum
Lineage: Eukaryota; Fungi; Ascomycota; Eurotiomycetes; Eurotiales; Aspergillaceae
Product: spermidine synthase
Exons: 1
Coding region: 1-1647 (548 amino acids)
Source: RefSeq, a predicted model, not a curated record
AUGACUGUCGAACAGUUCAUCCGCCAAAUCGAUGCCUACCGGUUCGGCACCGGUGUGGCGCUGCUUUUCCUUAUCGCUGCAUACUCUCCUGUGAUGGCCUUGGUUCUAUCCCCGGUGUAUGGUUCUUUACCAACACACAUUUUCCAUGGCUACGGCGUGGCGAUAUUUGCAGGCGCCGGAUGGUUUGCGAAGGACCAAGUGAUGAGACGUCUCGGCCGAACCGCUGCGUAUAUGCUUCCUGUUCUUGCAUUCUGGACCCCUACUUUGCAGUACUUUGCUAUGCAGCAGAGCUCCAAGCUUGGAAAUCCAGCUGGUCCGGUGAUCACCGAGUUGCUAGGUUACUACCCGCUGGUCGCGCUCACAGUAGCAAUUGCAGGCAAGCAAAUCCAGGCGUCUUUACACCUCGAGUCUCAGGGUGAAAUUGCAGCAGAACAUAUUCCUCUGCUGGCUUCCUACGUCAUCUAUUCAAUUGGAGAAACCAUUACCCGGAAGGUCUUGGCCUACGCGAUUGGGGUCACCGUUGUUUUCUCUCGAGCGGGAAUGCAGUUUGUCAUCGCGCUUCUUUAUGCCAUAAUUGUACCUCGGUCUAAACUACUCCUCUUGGCCGUUCCGUCUCUGCUCUUCACGGUCACCUCUGACGUCCAUCUUGGAGGCAUUGGCGCGGCGAACCUUGCCAUUCAACCUGAAGGAUUUUCUCUUUUAGCGCGCAAAGAGUCUACAACGGGUUAUCUUUCCGUCCUUGAGAAUGAGGAUGAUGGAUUCCGAGUCAUGCGGUGUGACCACAGUCUUCUCGGUGGGCAGUGGAUUAAGACGACCCCCGGGUACCGACCUCGGGUCGAGGAUCCCAUCUACGCGAUUUUCGCUACCCUCGAGGCUGUUCGUUUGGUUGAACCAGACCAGGGGGGCCAACGGGAAGAUGCCGGAAGCAAAGCCCUUGUCAUCGGCCUUGGUAUUGGCACUACCCCAGCAGCUUUGAUCAAUCACGGUAUUGAAACAACUAUCGUCGAGCUUGAUCCUGUGGUCCACCAAUUCGCGACUCAAUACUUUGACUUGCCAUCUAAUCACACUGCGGUUAUUGAAGAUGCGACCAAGUUCGUCAAACAUGCACAAAAGGUUCCUACCCAGUACGACUAUAUCGUCCACGAUGUCUUUACGGGCGGUGCUGAGCCAGCUGAGCUGUUCACUUAUGAGUUCUUACGAGACUUGAGCGCCCUUCUCAAGGAAGAUGGUGUCAUUGCCAUCAACUAUGCUGGGGACCUCACUCUGUACCCCACUGGCCUCAUUGUUCGUACGAUCCAAGCCGUUUUCCCGUCUUGUCGUAUCUUCCGUGAGCAGGCCGCUAGUAAAGAUGAUGAAAACUCGAAUUUCACGAAUAUGGUACUCUUCUGCAAGAAGAAUACCAACACUCCGCUGACGUUCCGAGAACCCGUGAACGCAGAUUUCCUCGGUAGCAAGUCGCGGGAGGCAUAUCUCGUUCCGAAGCAUGAGAUGGACUUCUCGUUGUUUUCCACCAUUCCCAAUGGGGGAAGACGUGUUCUUGUCGCAAAGGAGGUUGGACGGCUACACAAAUUUCAAGAUCGAGCUGCCUUGGAGCACUGGGAGAUCAUGAGAACUGUGCUGCCUGUGGCUGUGUGGGAGAACUGGUAA